AUGCACUCUCUGAUGCGAAGGUAAAGUUGGAGAUCGAUGAUGACAAUAGAAAACCUAACUUGGACGUUCGGCAUGCACUCUCUGGUGUAAAGGUAAAGUUGGAGAUCGAUGAUGACCAUAGGAAGCCUAACUUGCACGGGUGCAAAAUGGUGCAUGGCCAGAAGAAGCCAGGGAGGAGAGGCCGUCGGGUCAAGUAUGGGAAGGACAGUCGCUAUGCAUACAUCAUGUCAAUAGCACAUCGAAUGAAGUUGUCCCCUAACAGUUUGGUAUCAGGAGUUGAAGGAAGGUUAUUCCAUAAUGUAUUUGACCACCUGAUUGAUGCAAUCGUAUCAUCUCACACUGAUGGGAGCGGUGAAAAGGCUAUAGAAGUCGACAUUGGCUUAGAUGAAUGCAAUUCUCUAGUGCCUCUUGUCAAUCGAGAAUGCCUCCUAAAGAAAAUCUUGACACUCCUGCUCUGCAUGUCACGCCGGCGCCAUUAUAAUCCACCACCUGAAAGUGAAAUUGUGUACUAUAGAGAACUUAAGGGACAUAUCAGAUGUGUAAUUGCAUACCAUGAAGCGAAGGGGAGAUCAGAAGAUGUCCACUGGGAAUAUUCAAAGGAUCCAUCAGGUUAUCAUAGUUUGUCAUGCUCGCAAACAAUAUCAGCUGUCGAGGAGCUUAUAGAGUUGACAGGUUCCCUUAGAAAGGCAAACCUGCAGUUUCGGGAGUUAAGUCAGAACAAUGUUUCAGUUUUAGCACCUGCUAUUGCUAUGCAUGUGAGGAUGGAUUUCAAAUCUCUGCUAGAACCAGAUUGGAGUGUUGAAAGGACCAACGCGUUCUACUACAGCAAGUUGAUUUUGGUUCUGCAUGAUCUUAAAUGUUCAGGCCUGGUAGGUCUGUCUCCUGAGAGCAAUGAGAAGAAAUCAAUUAAUACUUUACUGGAUUAUAUGACAUCUAGCCAUUUACGUGUAAAGAAAGAAUAUGAGGUGUGUGACUCCUCUGUAUGCAAACCAGUUGGUGCUACUACUCGGAAGCGAGGAUGGAGAUCAUCUUCUCUGUUCUGGGUCCUCUGCUGGAGGCUCGGGGCAGGUCUUCCGUCCACGGUGUGCUUGCGGCUCUUCGGAGCUUCGACGCAUCUUCCCUCUUGCUGGCGUUCGUGAUGGCGGCGCCGGAGUUCGAAGAUCUGGAUGAAGGUGAUGGCGUUGACCAAGUUGGUGUUGCUCAUCGUGCGGGAUGGAGGCAUAGCGCCGAGGACCGUCGACUUCCUUGCUGCCUGAGGGCUCUUCCCAGUCCAACGUUUGUCGGAGGAGUGGCCGCGGGAUUCGCCGGCGGAGCGUGCCGUGCGAGCAGGAGGACAUCAGAGCUCAGAAGGACUUAUUUGUAUUUUUUCUUUGUUUCUGGGUUUAUCUGUAAGAUGCUUGGUUAAUGAAAUCGGCUUUAUCUGCGCAAAAAAAAAGGAAGCGAGGAAUAACAGAUAUAUUGAUGGACGAUGGCGACGAUGAUUUUUACCCAAUGGGUCCACUGAUAUUUACAGCUGGCUUUUUUGAUGGGAGAUUGGUAGAAUAUAUGACGCAGCUGAGGAGAUCCUGCUUGGUCUUGAUGCUACACAUUAUGGACAAACUGGAACCUUACUGUCACCCUGUGAACUUAUUUCCUGUGGACGAUAAUAUUAUGCUUGAAUGGUUGAAGCAAGUGAAGUUCAAUAGAGCAAGAAAUUCUGCAAAUGACGUUCAUCGUUCUGUUUUACUUGCGCACUAUGCUGCUUCACUUAUUCAAGGAAUCUCUUCUAGCGUGGAAGGUGCAUGUGCAGAGUUGACUGAUAUGUUGCGAAGGCAGCAGCAUUACUAUGAAUUUGCACCUCAGGCUCUUCUAGUGUUGCUGCUUUUAGAUUCCAGUGCAUUUAGAAACACAGGAGAGAUGAUGGCCGGACUGCAAGAUCAUGAAGCUCCGAACUCAGAUUGCAGUACUUCUCGUCAAUGUGGUGCGACUCCUGUGAACUGCCACAGUGGCGCCGAGUCGAGCGGCAAUGGAGUGAAGUGUGGAGAUAGUGACACAGACAAUGUGAAGAUUCUCGCAACCAUCUUCCAAGUCCUGAAGGACAUUGGAACAUCAGAUGCACUUGGCGCACCGUCCCCUAGUGAGGUGAUAAUACUAGACCAGAUUAUGGAGCAUGUCUCCUUGUGUGUCGAUGGCUUUCUGUCAACCAAGGCGUAUCAAAAGGAAAGAGACCUGAGAAGGUGCCGCUGUGUGGGUUCAGAGCUGUUUCGUCUUAGAGCCAGCGGAGUUCCCAAACAUUUGUAUUAUGGGUGUGUGUUCGGGGCGGAAGUCAUGUCUGAGCGGUUAAAACAACUCCAAGAGGGCUUCAAUCUUUUGAUCCAGGCAUUGCAGAAAGUGGAGGUUAUCUAGAGGACUUGCAGAAACUAGAGCCAGCCUAUCUGGGCCCACGCGGCCAGCCUUGGUGGCGAUAUGUC
This is a messenger RNA of Lolium perenne, 2450 nucleotides long. RefSeq lists its product as uncharacterized. The record is from RefSeq and is a predicted model, not a curated record. Lineage: Eukaryota; Viridiplantae; Streptophyta; Magnoliopsida; Poales; Poaceae.